Molecule: messenger RNA, 8971 nt
Organism: Carcharodon carcharias (great white shark)
Lineage: Eukaryota; Metazoa; Chordata; Chondrichthyes; Lamniformes; Lamnidae
Gene: uggt1
Product: UDP-glucose glycoprotein glucosyltransferase 1
Exons: 41
Coding region: 28-4665 (1545 amino acids)
Cellular component (GO): endoplasmic reticulum
Molecular function (GO): UDP-glucose:glycoprotein glucosyltransferase activity
Source: RefSeq, a predicted model, not a curated record
CUCACUGGGUUGCUGUGGAGAUCUAAGAUGGCAGCGCUCUGGCUCGCCGGCUCCGCUAAGAAUGACAACACUGGGAUUCUUGCAACAGUAGCCCUGGUGUAUCUCUCCUUCUCGAUUGUGAAUGCAGACUCAAAAGCAGUAACGACAACACUUAGCACUAAGUGGCCAUCUACACCAUUGUUAUUGGAAGCAAGUGAAUUUUUGGCUGAAGAAAGCAAAGCUAAGUUCUGGGAUUUUGUGGAUACCACUCAAGAAAUUCAUCUGGAGGAUCAUGAAGAAACCAACAUUUCAUACUACCACUAUAUACUGCAGAAAGCUGGUGAGUUUCUGACCCCUGUACAGGCCAACCUGCUGAAGUUUGCCUUGUCUCUACGGGCUUACUCUGCUACUGUUCAAACGUUUCAGCAGAUUGCAGCAGAGGACCCCCCUCCAGAAGACUGUUCUGCUUUCGUAAAUGUGCAUGGGGAGAAAAGCUGCGCACCUGACAGGUUGGAAGUGCUUCUUCAGGGUGCUCUGGAGAGACCCAAGCCUUAUUUGUUUAAAGGCGAUCACAUUGAGGCAUCCUUAAGAACUGAACUUCCAGUGGUGAUUCUGUAUGGUGAGAUCGGUACCAAAGAGUUUUCCAGAUUCCACAAGCUUCUUCGUUCCAAAUCUGAUGCCGGAAGAAUCAACUAUGUACUCCGGCAUUAUGUUGCUAAUCCAAGUGAGGAGAAGGUCUUACUCUCUGGUUAUGGAGUUGAGCUUGCCAUUAAAAGCACUGAAUACAAGGCCAAAGAUGACACACAAGUGACAGGCUCUGAACUGAAUGCCACUGUGAUAAACGAAAAUGAUCCUGUUGAUGAAGUCCAAGGUUUCCUCUUCGGCAAGCUGAAACAACUGUACCCUGAGAUCAAGGAGCAGCUUAAAGAACUGAGGAAGCACCUGGUUGAAAGCACAAAUGAGAUGGCACCUCUCAAAGUCUGGCAGCUGCAAGACCUAAGCUUCCAAACUGCUGCUCGAAUCUUGGCUGCACCUACAGUUGAUGCUUUGAUGGUUAUGCGUGAUUUGAGCCAGAACUUUCCCACUAAGGCCAGAUCUAUAACCAGAACUGUUGUGAACUCUGAUAUGAGGAAGGAAGUAGAAGAGCAUCAACAAUAUUUCAAAGAAACUUUUGGCCUUCACCCAGGUGACUCAGCACUUUUUAUCAAUGGCCUUAGUAUUGAUCUUGACCUGCAAGAUAUCUUCAGUGUUCUGGACCUCCUACGCAAUGAGGCUCGUCUCAUGGAAGGUCUACACGAUCUGGGUAUCCAAGGGGAUGAGCUGCAUGACUUGCUGAAGCUAAAUGUACAACCAGCAGAUUCUGAUUAUGGUGUAGAUAUUCGGAACCCAGCUAUCUAUUGGAUCAAUAACCUGGAGAUGGACAGCAAAUACAACACGUGGCCUUCUAAUGUGCAGGAACUUCUGAGACCUACGUUUCUUGGAGUUAUCCGGCAGAUUCGGAAAAACUUUCACAACUUUGUGCUUUUUGUUGACCCAACUGAUGAGAGCACCCAUGAGUUGCUGAAAACGGCUGAAAUGUUUUAUACAAAUGACAUCCCACUCAGGAUUGGCUUGGUCUUUGUGGUUGAUCACUCAGAUGGGGCUGAUGGCCUAAAAGACCCAGGUGUUGCUCUCUUCAGGGCUUUUAACUUUGUUGCAGAUGAAUUGGAUAAUAUGAAUGCCUUCCAGACAAUUAUUUCGAUGUAUAGCAAGGUAAAGGAAGGUGAGAAACUGGCAAUUGAGCACAUCAUUGGUACCUUGGAGAAGGAUUUUUCUAACGUGGAGGUGACCAGUAUUCUGGGAGCUGGUUCAGCGUAUGACAGAAACCGAAAGGAAUGCAAAGAUUACUACAAGCAAUCAGGCCUGGGCUCUCUGCCUAUUGCCCUCUACAAUGGCAUGCCUUACCAGAGGGAACAAUUGGACCCUGAUGAGCUAGAAACUGUGACGAUGCACAAGAUCUUAGACAAUACAGCCUACUUCCAGAAAGUUGUCUACUUAGGUGAACUGAACAAUGACCAAGAUGUUGUUGAUUUCAUAAUGAAUCAGCCGACUAUUGUUCCAAGGAUCAAUUCCAGAAUUCUCAGCUCUGAAAGAGAGUACCUGGAUUUAUCUGCUGAUGCUAAUGAUGGUGUAGAUGACUAUUCCCAUUUUGCUUUCCUGAAAUCUGAGGAAAAAUCUGCAGCAGUUGCCAACAGUAUCUCCUAUUUGUCUAAAAGAGGAAUGUCUUCAAGAGAGAUCUAUGACGAUAAGUAUAUUCGUCCGCUUACAUUUUGGAUUGUUGGAGAUUUUGAUGACUCUUCAGGGAGGCAGUUACUGUAUGAAUCCCUUAAACAUUUGAAAUCUAGCAAUAACUUGAGGAUCGGCUUGAUAAACAGUCCAAGUAGUGAACCUACCAAAGAGAACACAGUUAUUGCCAGAGCCAUCUGGGCUGCACUUAACACUCAAAGCGUUAACAAUGCCAAGAACUUCAUCACUAAACUUGCAAAAGAAGAAACUGCAAAGGCAUUGGCCGAGGGGGCAAACAUUAUGGAAUUUGCUGUCGGUGGUAUGGACAAUGAUGGCUUCAAAAAGAUGUUUGAGACUCUGAAUUUGGAUUUCAUUUUGUCACAUAGUUCUUUCUGCAAGGAUGUGGUGAAAUUGAAGGGAGGACAGAGAGCCAUAAUAAGCAAUGGACGAAUUGUUGGCCCACUGGAAGAAAAUGAAGUCUUCAAUCAGAAUGACUUCCACCUGCUGGAGAGUAUUGCUAUUGAGGCAGCAGAGAAGAUCAAAAUCAAGAUCCAAAUGUUGGCUGUUGAAGAAGAUCUUGCUAGUGAUCUCGUAAUGAAAGUGGAUUCUCUGCUGUCAUCAAAGUCGAAAGGAGAAGCAAGGAUCGACCUCCAAUUCUUUGAAGGACAAUCGAGUGCUAUUAAAUUACGGCCCAAAGAAGAACAGGUUUACUUUGAAGUGAUGGCCAUAAUCGACCCAGUGACCAGAGAUGCUCAACGGCUUUCCUCGUUCCUUUUGGUUCUAAACCAGCUGGUCAACGUGAAUCUGCGUGUGUUUAUGAACUGUCAACCAAAGCUUUCUGAAAUGCCUCUAAAAAGCAUCUACCGAUAUGUUCUAGAACCUGAGAUUACUUUCACAGCAUCUGGCAGCUUUGCUUCUGGACCAGUGGCCAAAUUUUUGGACAUGCCUCAGUCUCCCCUCUUCACUCUUAUCAUCAACACCCCUGAAAGCUGGAUGGUGGAGUCUGUCCAUACUUCUUAUGAUCUCGAUAAUAUUUACCUAAAGGAGAUUGAUGGUGGAGUGGCGGCAGAGUAUGAGUUGGAGUACCUUUUGUUGGAGGGACAUUGUUACGACGUUUCAACAGGGCAACCCCCCAGAGGACUCCAGUUUACGCUGGGCACCAGUGCAAACCAUGAAAUCGUAGACACAAUCGUAAUGGCAAAUUUGGGCUAUUUCCAGUUAAAAGCCAAUCCUGGUGCUUGGGUGCUUAGACUAAGGAAGGGAAGAUCCGAAGAUAUUUAUAAGAUUUACAGCCACGAUGGAACAGACUCCCCAGCUGGCACUGAUGAAGUGACUGUGGUUCUUAAUAGCUUCAAGAGCAAAAUUAUUAAAGUGAAAGUUCAAAAGAAACCUGACAAAAUGAAUGAAGAACUCCUCAGUGAUGGAAAUGCUGAAAACGAAGGCUUCUGGGAAUCCAUUAAGAGAGGCUUCACUGGAGGACCAAAACCUGAAGAACUGAAAUUGGAUAAGGAAGAUGUCAUUAAUAUUUUUUCAGUUGCAUCAGGUCAUCUUUAUGAGAGGUUCUUGAGAAUAAUGAUGCUGUCAGUGCUGAAACAUACCGAAACACCUGUAAAAUUCUGGUUCCUUAAGAACUACCUCUCACCCACAUUCAAGGAAUUUAUCCCACACAUGGCAAAGAAAUACGGUUUUCAGUAUGAAUUGGUGCAGUACAAGUGGCCAAGGUGGCUUCAUCAACAGACUGAAAAACAAAGAAUAAUCUGGGGCUACAAGAUCCUCUUCCUGGAUGUACUUUUCCCACUGGCUGUUGACAAGAUCCUGUUUGUGGACGCUGAUCAGAUAGUGCGUGCUGACUUAAAGGAGCUGCGUGACUUGGACCUUGAAGGAGCUCCCUAUGGAUAUACACCUUUCUGCGAAAGUCGCAAGGAAAUGGAUGGAUAUCGCUUCUGGAGGUCAGGUUACUGGGCUAAUCACCUACAGGGAAGGAAAUACCACAUAAGUGCCUUGUAUGUAGUGGACUUAAAGAAAUUCAGAAAGAUUGCUGCUGGUGAUCGACUCAGAGGUCAAUAUCAAGGUCUCAGUCAGGAUCCUAACAGCUUGUCCAAUCUUGACCAGGAUCUACCUAACAACAUGAUCCAUCAAGUGCCCAUUAAAUCCCUUCCCCAAUACUGGCUAUGGUGCGAGACAUGGUGUGAUGAAGCAUCUAAGAAGAGAGCUAAAACUAUUGAUUUGUGCAAUAACCCAAUGACUAAAGAACCGAAACUGGAGGCAGCUGUGCGAAUUGUUCCAGAAUGGCAGGACUAUGAUCAAGAGCUUAAACAGCUUCAGAAACUAUUUCAAGAAGGGAAAUUGAAUGGAUUAACUCAUUCCAGGACAGACGAUGUAACCAGCACAGAGGAUCGCGUCCCACAUGUCGAGCUUUAAGCUGUGAACGUGAUACCCGUUUAACUCUGUUUAAGGAGUUCCUUCUUUUUUCUAUGUGAAAUCUUCUCAAAUGUGACAGAGCUAAGAGACUGGAAUUGGGAAUGUGCUGUUAGUUGUGUUUUUUUUCUUUAUAUAAGGUGUAUUAUAAUUUGGGUUCAGUUCUGUGGACAGGUAAAGCGAUCGGUGUGCAAAAUCACUGGAAAAUGUAUAGCUAUUCACCUCAGGGACAAAAAACAAUCAUGAAAAAUCAGAUAGUUUCUAUAUGUUGGUCAGUGGGGUUUAGGAAAGACAGAAGUCAUAGGGAUGAUUUAAAUUCCCAAUAAUUAAAAAUCCACACCUUUCAAUGCAUUGAUUUACAGACUCCUGAAUUCAUGUCGUCUAGGUUAGUUAUUACAGUAUGUUGCUAUGUCAUUCUUGUCCUUGAAAGAAUAUACAUGAACCUUAUCACUCAUAUCUCUCAAGCACACAUGUAAUCUCACUCACUCCCUGACACUCCCACUCCCCUACUUGUUCUCUCUCCCUCCCUCGAUUUAAGCUCACUCUCUGUUUACUGAAGGACAGUCCAAGGUGAAUCCUUGCUUGAAGUUAAUAUAUUCUCUAAGCCUGUAUUUUCAGCAAGAUACUCAAAAGUCUCAGCUGCUAUGUUGUAUACAUCAAUGUUUUAGUAAUCCAGGCAUCACAAUGGAAGAUUGCAAGAUCUGAUAAUUUAUGUAUGGAAAAUCUUAUUGUGCAAUAUACAGCUAUUAGUUUUUAUUACUGUUUUCUAGAAAAUGGUUCUGCAUUUGAAGGUGCGAAAUGAAGAUCAUGUGGUGUCUUCUGUAAAUAUUCCAGAAUAUCUGCUACUCAAUGAACAACAGUAAUGCUUUAUUAGUCAUGCAGUAUUUGUUGUUUAUUCCAAAAGUAGCAUCUAGGUCAGGCUUACAUCUGAGGCCUUCAACUAGUGUAAAUCCAGCCUAAUCUUCACAGUCUGUUGUGCAAACUCUCAGGAUGCACCCUUAUGUUGUACAGCUGCGGUAUAUCUUCAGUUUAAACAGCAAACAGAUUACAGUGUCUGUAAAAGUAGCCAAAAGUGCAUUUCGUCCCUACACAAAUCACCACUCUUCUGAUGUAUGUAUGCUUGUAUUCAGUGCUAUCCAAAUUUACUCUUAUUAAUCCUGCCCAAUUGCAAUGUAAUUGGGGGAGGAUCCUUUAUUGGGCUUGGUGCCUGAAGUGGUUUUUAAGUAUACAACUCUUUGUAUCAUUGCUGAUUACAAACUGAACACCUCAACAGAUAGAAGAUUGCUGCACUUGCAGCAGACUUGUAUCGGAAGAAAUUCUUCACAGUUGCACCACUGUACAGAACGUCACCAGAAGUUAGUUAACACAUCAGAGCUAGCAGUUUUUACAAAUCAUUUAAGAUUUUCACCAAACCUUUAGAAAUUUCCCAAGCUGCUUAUUUUCUUUGAAUUCCAUUAUUAUAAUAGAAUAUGAAUUAUUCACCAUGGCCUUGACCAUGUGACUUUCUGCUUCAGAUGCAUUUUACAUAAUUAUGCUUCAAUGAAGUAUGGAUAUAUCUGAUAUAAGAAACAUACUAGAAGAUGAAAUGUAAACUCACAACCAGCUGUGAUGGAAAGCAUUAACAAAACCAUUCCUUAAUUAUGUGACACAGUGUCAGUUGUCAGAAAUAUUUAUCUUUUUUGUUUAAUAUUAUUUGCACUCCGCUUUGCUUGUUGUGAUUUUUUUUCACUUUGUUGAAAAGGAAGAAGCCUUUGGCACAUUGCAGACUGAAUAUAAGAGCCCAGAACUUGAGAAGAUAGCGAAAGAGCACACAACUAACUUCCAAGAACUUGGUUACAUUUAGCAUUUCUGUUAGCUUACCAGUUCUUAACUAUGUGGUCAAAAUAGUGACUUGGUGCUACCCACGAACUAUCAGCACUAGGGAGAGAAGUUUGUCUUUCAACCCAAGUUGAGUGAAUGGAAGUUACUUUCCUUUGCUGCCCAAAUGAAACAACUAGUUCUAAUUGGAUUUGAGUCCACAAUAUUAAACCAUCCAUAAUUCAGCCUUAAUUGGCACUAACUGGGCACUCUGAUUCAUGGCACAUGUGGGAACUAGUGAUGUUACACUGCUGUGCAGUAAUGGUCUGUCCACAGGAUGUGGUUACCUUGCUACGUUUGUUAAAAAGGGAAACACUUUAAAACUUCAUCAUUAUGAAGUGUGUAAAACUUGAGCGAUUGAAACCCCUACUAAUGGCCCAUGUAGACUGGAUUUGAAACACACCAAAUAUUAACCUGACUCAAAUGUUCAAGUAAGAGCUCAUGCGCUAGUUUUAAUGGCUGUGACUGAACAAUCUUUCCUGGAAUUUUUUAAAGUUUGAGAUGCUGUAUUAAUUAGUAAGUUGCCAAGUUUUAAAUACUACUUGUGUUUUGCUGUUGCCCUUUCAGCGUUCUGCAGCUGAAAUGUGAACUUUGGUGUAUUUAUGAUUCUGAAUUUUCAAUUUGAACAAACCUUUUCAAUGUUUUCUAUGACUGCAAGAUUUAACAUGUGAAAUGCAAAUCAAAUUGUUUCUCUUCCAUGACAUAAAAAUACUGGAUUUGUUUCCUUAAAUCUGAACAGCUUGAGGCACUGGGACUCUAAACUCACAAUGCAGUUAAAAACUUCACCCAUCCUUGUAUUUUGGAAUAUCUGAAACACACUCCUUCCAGUUAUAUGGAAGACUGUGCUAUUAGCUCUUUCUACUCCACAGACCCUCUGCUGCUCAGUGAAAGUAUUUUUCUAAACUUUCCUUCCUCUGUCAUUGGUGAGAAGUCUUAGUUAAAUCUUAGUGGCUUCAGUAAAUGAUUUACAGUGAACCAAGCUGAUUAUUACCUGUUGUGCUGUCACUUUCUAUAAUCUGUGAUAUUUUCAGAUAAAUUCAUAUGCAUUUUACACCUGCCACUAUAACUUCCUCAACAGCCUGUGCCUGUUGUCUUUAUUUCUUUUUGUUUUUAAAAUACAGAAAGGGUAUUAUGACGUUCAGACAUUUGGAUAAACACACACAUUGGUUCAGUGGAUCCAUUGUAUUUUAGGUGUAUGUGGUACAUUCUUUAGUAAAGAUUUUUUUUUCUUUUUUUAAUUGCUGACUGUGAGCCUCUUGACCUUGCAGUAGCAAUUCUGAUGCAGAUUACUUGAAAGGUUUGAAAGAAUGAAAUUCUAUACCAAGCCCUUUGUAUUAUCAUAAAAUCACACAGCUGAUUUGGGUGAUGAAGGAAGAUCACAACUGCUAAUUUUAAAGGAAACUAUAUAAGUGGAAUAUGGUGCAAAUCUUUUCACCACCCUUCAGAAGUGACAUACAUUGGAAAAGGUUCGAAGAACAGAAAUAAUGAUCCCAAGUGCAAACUGGAUGAGUGAUGAGGAAGGAUGAGAUGCUUAAACUCCAAGGUCUAGGGAGAAGAUGAAUAAAAGAAUCUCAUUAAUAUAUAAAGUGCCAUGCUUUGACAUGAAAUGCAACCUCAAGACGGCUUUAAGGCUACCAUGGCCACUAAAACAAAAGGGCAUAAAUUUAAACUGGUGAGAAGAAAAUUUAAACCAAUCUAAAGGGUAAAAAGGAUAUUUGGGUGAUCUACAUUUCAAGUCAAAGGUGUUGGGAGAGUUCACUAUUUGGUUAGAUAAGAGGCUUGGUGUGUUGAAAUAAUAAAGGGACUGAUUCGAUGGGUUGAAUCGUGUUUUUGUAUAUUUAAAUAUUAACUGUCAGCAUUGCACAGGUUUCAGACAGAGCUUAAAGUUGCAGUGACAGGUACACUAACCAGGAAUCUUGGAGAUGCUAAAUGUCACAAAAGAAAGCAUAUUGGAGCUGUUACGGCAUUCUGCUUGGCAAUCAUAGCAUUUAUUGAUUUUUAUAGGGAUUUGUUGUCACUUCAUCCCUAACUGCUUGUUCCUUCAUAUGUACUGUAAGAAGGAUUUUCUUACUAUUUUACCAUUUUCUCUUUCUUAUGCUUCAUUAUUUGCGUUAUUAAUGGAUCUGCUGCAGUCACAUCAAAGUGUGAGCAAAAUCUGAUUCAACCAUGGCACAUAGGAACUAACCAUACUUUGUAUAGAUCCCAGUUGCAGCCCAUUAAGGAUGUUUCCAGUGCCACAGUCAAAUAUGUAUUGUCCAGUGUGGAAAUUCAAAAUACAGUUUUAUGGUUUGGAGAGUACUCUGCUGCCUUAAGCAGGUGCCAUAUCACCGUUGCGAAAAGGAAAGCAACUAUGCUUUGUUUUCCGUGUUUUUAAUGUUGGAGUUAUUUUCCAAAGUUGUGGAGGUUCAAAUGUGCUUUCUACCCAAAUAACAAUAAAACGGUGAAGCUGCCA